This is a messenger RNA of Sphaeramia orbicularis (orbiculate cardinalfish), 2476 nucleotides long. Its product is annotated as synaptic vesicular amine transporter-like. Gene Ontology annotation, biological process: aminergic neurotransmitter loading into synaptic vesicle; transmembrane transport. The transcript is spliced from 15 exons. Bases 1 to 1461 code for a protein of 486 amino acids. NCBI's taxonomy places the organism in Eukaryota, Metazoa, Chordata, Actinopteri, Kurtiformes, Apogonidae. Gene Ontology annotation, cellular component: terminal bouton; synaptic vesicle membrane. Gene Ontology annotation, molecular function: serotonin:sodium:chloride symporter activity. The record is from RefSeq and is a predicted model, not a curated record.
AUGGGAUUACUGGCCUGGCUGAGACAGGAGCCACAGGAGAGGAAGGUGGUGGUGGUGGUGGUGUUUACAGCCUUUUUUUUGGAUGGGUUUCUACUGUCAGCUGUUGUGCCUGUCCUUCCCAGUUUCCUCUACUCUAUUGACCAUCAUCCCAUCAUCACUGGUGAGAACCUCAGCAGCUCCACAGUCGGUCCAGUUCUGCUCCAGUCCUCAGGGACACUGGGCUCCACAGUCGGUCCAGUUCUGCUCCAGUCCUCAGGGACACUGAGCUCCACAGCGACUCCUCUACAGCACAGUCCAGCCCAUAAACCCUCUGAUCCAAACUGCACCGAGGACAGAGAUCAGCUGGACUCUGAAAAUAUUAAAGUAGGAGUUCUGCUGGCCUCCAAACCAGUCGUACAGCUGAUCACUAACCCCUUCAUUGGGUCACUGACGGACAGGAUCGGCUACCACAUCCCCUUAUGUACCGGGUUCUGCGUCAUCUUCAUAGUGUCCACCUUGUUUGGCUUUUCCUCUAGUUUCAUCUUGCUGCUUCUGGUCAGAUCAGGCCAAGGUGUGGGUGGAUCCUGUUUGUGUGUUUCAGGUCUAGGUUUGGCUGCUGAUGUGUUUAAAGAAGACACAGAGCGAGGACGAGCCAUAGCUUCAUCCUUAUCUGGUCUGGCGUUAGGAUUAAUGGGUGGAGCUCCUGUUGGCAGUGCUCUGUAUCAGUAUGUGGGAAAACCAGCUCCUUUCCUGUUCUCGGCUGCCAUGGCUGCACUGGGUGGAGGUUUGCAUUUCCUCAUCUUUAAGCCGACACGCAAGGAAGUCCAGAGAGAAAAAGGGACUCCACUGCUGACUCUGCUCAGGGACCCAUACAUCCUCAUUGCUGCUGGAUCUGUAUGUUUAGCAGCUCAGGCUGUUGCAACUUUAGAGGCAGCUCUUCCCCUGUGGAUGAUGAAAACCAUGUGUCCGAGCCAAUGGCUGCUAGGCUUCGUCUUCCUUCCAGACAGCCUGUCUUACCUCAUUGCAUCCAACAUCUUUGGGUCUGUGGCACAUAAAAUAGGAAGAUGGCUGUGUGCUUUUAUUGGUAUGAUCCUGACAGGAACCUCCCUGAUAUCUUUUGGAUUCUGCACAAACAUCUAUCAUGUGAUGGUAUUAAAUGCUUGCAUUGGAUUUUCAGUCGGCAUAGUGGACUCCACAGUCAUCCCUUUAAUGGGUUCCUUGGUAGACUUACGAUACAUACCCGUGUACGGUACAGUUUAUGCUAUUUUCGAUGUUGCGGUGUGCCUUGGAUUCAUUAUAGGUCCAGCUUUUGGAGGUCCUAUAGCAGCAUCACUGGACUUUCCCAUUCUAGUUGCCAUCGUUGGAACAGUGAACAUACUCUAUGCUCCACUCUGUGUCCUCCUUUUCAGACCACUUCGAGGACAGAACAACGUACGAAGAGCUGGAAAAAACAAUCAUGUAUUUACAAUCAGUAGUGAAUAGGUCAGCGUUCUGUUCCAUGUGAUGCUUUCUGUCGGUAAAUCUUCUUCUUAUGGCUGCUUUUCCUGCGUUGUUUCUCUGUGGGACAGGGUGACAUGUUUCAGUGUUAUUUCUGUUUACCUCAGUCCCCUUGGGUUGAAGGAAUUAUUUUUCUAAAUAAUAUUUGACAAUAAACUAAACCUAUCUUUGUGGUCUGAAGUGCUGAUCAGCUAAAGUUGUUAAUCCACCGGUGCAUCAUCUUCUUCUUAUCCUGGUCUGGGUCAUGGGGGCAGUAGUCUAAGCAGAGAAGCCCACACUUCCCUCCUCCUCCGAUCCUGACCAGAUGCCCAGAUCCCCUCAGCUGGCUCCUCUAGAUGUGGAGGAGACUUGGAGGUACUAAUUUACUAAUUUUCAUCCCAGUUGGUUCACACACAGUUGCAAACCGUCCCAGUGUAAGCUAGACUGCACAGCUUGAUAAAGCGAACAGGACCACAUCAUCUGCAAAAAGCACAGACGCACCCUGAACUUACUGUCCACUCCAUGUUGUGCUUAGAAAUUCUGCCCAUAAAAAUUUUGAUCAGAAACAGUGUCAAAGGGCAGUCCUGGCUUUUCCAACCUGUACAAGGACUGACUCACCACCGGUAAUAUGAACCAAGCACUGGCUCCAUUCAUACAUGGACUGAAUAACCCAUGGAGGUCUGCAGUGGACCCCAUACUCCUGAUCUCCACACAAGUGUGGUCCAUUCAGACUCCAUGUCCCCAACUUCCCUCUGGAUGUGAUUGAAGUUUGCUGGAGAUGAGGGUUGAUCUUCCAAAUCUGCUAGACCUUCAUAGUACACCCUCCCUAUACGUUUGGGUCCGUCAGGUCUGAGUGACAUCCUUCCUUUCAGGUCUUCUGCUUUUGGAUCCAAUUCAACACCAAAUGGUGAUGGGUUGGCAGCUCUGUACCUUUUUUCAACUGAGUAUCCAAGACAUAUGGCCAUAAAUCUGAUGAAAUAACUUCAAAAUGUACCAUCGCCUUAUGGCCUAGGGUAUGCAG